AUGGAUCCCAGUACCCCAACCCCCGUGAGCCGCAACGGCAACGUGAGCGAUAAGACCCAAGGCAAACGCAAGGCCGAAGAUAUCGAUACUACACCGCCUGAGCAGAAAAAGGACCAGCGCGCAACGUUUGCUAUCCCAGAGAGCAACCGAAGCCAAAAACUCUCUGGUUCGUCACACGCACCAUCAAGCUACCACCGCAAACGCGCGCGCAUAUCAGUGUCUACAGCUUUCACCACACCCGUGCACUCGCGUCCUGUGUCUAUCCAAGGCCAGAGCACGAACUUAGGGCCGACGCCUGAGGCGGGCAAGUUCGGCUCCUGCCAGCACCACGCGCAGCGUCAAAGCAUGUCGCAAGCCUCCAUCCCAAUCAGCGCCCUCGUAUCCCCACACGCGCCUUCCAUCGUGCCUUCUGGCAAGUUCCACAUGCGAGAUCCCAGACGCCCGCCAAAGAAACUCGGGGAAACGCCUUGGACGCUAAGAUUGCGCGGGGAGGAAGAGCACGGGUCGCCUGUUCAUGCUUGGUGUUUCUUUUUAGGAUUCGUUUUGUUUCCUGUUUGGACGCCGAGGACGCGCGUUGUUGGUGAUGAGAAAGGGGUGUCGUUGGAUGAUCCGCAGAUUGAGCAUGAUGCAAAAACAUGGCGGUUCAGGUGUCGCGUCAUGAGCGUGGCGUCGCUGUUUACAUACAUACCCUUCAUCAUCCUGGUCGUCUACUUCGUGCGACGAUAG
Messenger RNA from Suillus paluster, 726 nucleotides. RefSeq lists its product as uncharacterized. Lineage: Eukaryota; Fungi; Basidiomycota; Agaricomycetes; Boletales; Suillaceae. The record is from RefSeq and is a predicted model, not a curated record. The transcript has 5 exons. Bases 1 to 726 code for a protein of 241 amino acids.